AUGGCAGAUCGUUUAGAUAUAGUAAUAUUUGGCGCCACUGGAUAUACUGGAAAAUAUGUAGUGAAAAAUGCAACUCAUAUGUGUAAGGAUGGGAAAAUAAAGUUUGGUAUUGCUGGUCGUAGGAAAGAAGCUUUAGACGCAGUUGUAAAGGAAUUUGUUUUAGAUAAUGUGCCUAUUAUUCUGGCUGACGUAAAAGAUGAGGAAUCUCUCAAGAAAAUGACAGAGCAAGCAAAAGUACUUAUCAAUUGUUGCGGUCCAUACAGAUUUUAUGGAGAACAAGUUGUUAAAGCAUGCAUUGCUACUCGCACUCAUUAUGUUGAUGUCACUGCUGAAGAACAGUUUAUGAUUGAAAUGCAAUUAAAAUAUAACGAAGCAGCAAAAGAAGCUGGCGUUUACAUAGUAACCGCUUGUGGCAUGGACUGUAUUCCUAGUGAUUUGGGAGUCAUUUUUACUCAACAGAAAUUUGAAGGAGAAAUCAAUGCUAUUGAAGUAUACAUGGGCGUGUGGUUAAGCUCUACUGAUACGAAAGGUCCAGUGUGUAAUUAUGGAACUUGGGAAUCUUUUGUAUACAUUCUUGCUCAUGCAAAAGAAUUACCGGAAUUACGCAGAAAAUUAUAUCCUACCAAGUUGCCUGAAUUCACACCAAAAUUAAAAUCAAGAUGUAUAGUACAUCGAAGCAAUGUUUCUGAAGGAUGGUCCACACCAUUUCCGAGUGCCGAUCGUUCAGUAAUUUGUCGUACACAACGAUUUUUAUAUGACAAGUACAAACAAAGGCCUGCGCAAGUUAAAUUUUAUGCUACAUUGAAGUCUUUCCUCGAAUUCCUGAUGAUGGCGAUUGGCAGUAUACUUUUCUUAUUUUUGUCUCGCUUCGCAUGCGGUCGUAAUUUACUUCUAAAACAUCCUGCUCUAUUUUCGUUCGGUUACGCAAGUCACAAAAGCCCGAAUCCAGAAAUACACAAAUCGACACAUCUUGCUGUUACGUUCAAAGCUAGUGGAUGGACUGAAAGAUUGGCUAAACCUACUGAUAAACAUACAGAUCCACCUAAUAAGAAAGUAAUCACAAGAUUCUCUUGUGAUUCUCCUGGAUAUGAGUUUACUGGCGUUGCAGUCAUGUUAUCGGCAAUAAUAAUUCUUAACGAAAUUGACAAAAUACCUGACAACGGAGGAGUACUUACUCCCGGUGCUGCGUUCGGUAGAACAUCUCUGAUCGAGCAACUGAUAAAACAUAAUUAUAAAUUCGAGGUGAUAUCGUCUACUUAUGUCAAAAAUCGAACGAUCGACGCCGAAAGAUUGUCAAUCAUGAACGGAGUAUCUAGCAAGUGCGCGAAGCUAAAAAUGUACGAUGGCGAAGAUGACAACUCGAUAAUGAUCAAGAAACCUUUACCAUUGAGGGCGGUUUCGUGGAGUGACACCAUCGAAGAAACCGAUUUAGACGUUCCCGGAACACCUAGAACACCACGGACUUCCACGACAAAAGGUCACGAAAAAUGUAUGUUUCAUCACGAUAUGGAGUUGGACCACCGACCACCCACGCGAGAAUCGAUGAUACCGGAAAUGUCUCGAAGUUACAAGCUGCUCCUGAGUUCGUUGGGCGAAGAUCCGGAACGACAGGGACUUCUGAAAACGCCGGAACGCGCUGCGAAGGCCAUGCUUUUCUUCACGAAAGGAUACGAUCAGAGUCUCGAUGAUAUAAUUAAUGACGCGAUAUUCGAUGAGGAUCACGACGAGAUGGUAGUAGUAAAAGAUAUCGAGAUGUUCUCCAUGUGCGAACACCAUUUGGUACCAUUUUACGGCAAGGUGUCGAUCGGUUACCUUCCUUGCAAGAAGGUAUUAGGCCUCAGCAAACUCGCCAGAAUCGUGGAGAUCUUCAGCAGACGACUCCAGCUGCAGGAACGACUCACGAAGCAAAUUGCGAUAGCGGUCACUAAGGCUGUGCAGCCUGCAGGAGUAGCCGUCGUGAUUGAAGGAGUGCAUAUGUGCAUGGUGAUGCGGGGUGUGCAGAAGAUCAACAGCAAGACAGUGACCUCGACGAUGCUGGGCGUGUUCCGGGACGACCCGAAGACCCGCGAGGAGUUUCUGAACCUGGUGCACAACAAGUAAACGGUCGAGUCGCGUCGCGGUGUCAUUAUCGUCGGCCACCGUGGGACCAUUAGAUUUCAACACCCCGACUGCUCUCCGACAUCCGACCGCUACCUCGUUGCGAAGCCCUCGUCUCGGGAUCGUUGUCGUCGCCGCCACCGCAAAAGUUAUCCCACCUGCUUACAUUCCAUUUGUUCCUUGAAAAACAAAAUCACACGCAUGUGUUGUAUGCCGACCUCGACGACGGUUCACAUGCUUCCGUAUCGUAAAUGCGAUAGAGAAAGUUCAAGGGCGAACGCUUUCUGGGACCAAGAUAGCGCGAUAGCGGAUGGUGGAGACGAUGCUCGACGCGCGCGUCGAUGCUCCCGCGCUGAUAAGGAAUGCGCUCAAACUGCUGAUCGAGUGACACUGACAAUAGCGACUACUACUGACGCGCCGUGGUCAUUCACGAAGACGUUCCGCACGUCUUUCGGAAUGACUACGACGCGGAUGGCUCGCGAGCGAUUUAUCGCGUCGCGAUGGAGACGGCGAGCGACGUGCAUUUCGGCGCAAAGGGACGGCGAAAAAAAAAAAUAGCGGUUUAAUUCGAAGACGAAUUAUUCAAUGCGAUAACACGUCUGG
Molecule: messenger RNA, 2700 nt
Organism: Cyphomyrmex costatus
Lineage: Eukaryota; Metazoa; Arthropoda; Insecta; Hymenoptera; Formicidae
Product: GTP cyclohydrolase punch
Exons: 12
Coding region: 1-2100 (699 amino acids)
Biological process (GO): tetrahydrofolate biosynthetic process; glycolipid biosynthetic process
Cellular component (GO): lipid droplet; plasma membrane; mitochondrion
Molecular function (GO): GTP cyclohydrolase I activity
Source: RefSeq, a predicted model, not a curated record